AUGCGAAGAAAAAUCCGUCAAAUGACCAAUCGAACUAUCGUUGAAGAAGAAUCCGUCUUUGGUCAGCCAGUAUUUGGACUAAAUGCAAAAGAAUUAAUCAGAGAUGACCUGAUGAAUCCCUUGGUCGUACCCCACAUGGAUUUUCUUCCGGAAGAGACACUUGGGAAAAAUGUCUACAAGAGUUCACAGUCUGCGAAAUGGCUGAAACAUAUGUUGCCAGAUCUUCGAGUUCAGAUGGUGGAAUCAAACCAAAAACACUUUUACAUCUACGAACCCACCAAACUUCUGUCUUCUGAAACCGUCAUUCCUAUCUUUUUUUACACCCAACAGACCAAGAUCUUUGCAAAAUGCUUCAGUCCAGUUUUCAAAUCCAACCAAGAUCAAUCUAAGAUCCAAAUUGGAAUUUCUGAAAACAUUGAUUUUGAUGAUGAGAAUCUCAAAAUCAUCCCUAUUGAACAACUAGACUUGACCUAUCUGGAAAUUAAGACACGUAAUGGAUCAAUGCUAUCAGAAUGUUGUUCUGGAAAGCUAAAUGAAAUUGAUGAACAGAGUCAAUGGAACCCAAAAAUCACUUUACCAAAUCCCUGGAGAGAAAAGGCAGACGGAAAGAUCUUGAGAAAUGUUCCAAUCAAUUUAUACUGUGAUGAUACAUCUGGAAAUAAAUCAAAAAAAUGGAACAAACACAUCUCCUAUUAUUUUACACUCUCCGGCUUGCCUCCUCAGAUUUCCAAUCAACAAUUCAAUUGUCAUUUCCUUUGCACUUCAAACAUUGUGGGGCCUUUAGAACUUGGGGAGAUGGUUGUUAAACAGUUAAAUGACAUGGCCAUCAAUGGUUUUACAGCUUACGAUAGCACAAUUGGCCAAGAAGUUCAUGUCAUGACUAGCCUUUUAUGUUUUUUAGCUGAUUCCCCUAUGCACGCUGAAAUCACCAACACGCCAGUACCUGGAAACUCUCUAAAUUCUUGUCGAUAUUGUGUCUUAAGUUCUUCCAGCUUGAAAGAAAGAGAGAAAAUCCCUUACAUUUCAAAAUUUGCACAGAAAAACUUGCAUGGAUCAAAUGUAUGGUUUAAUUUCUUUUACCUUUUUUCUUUUUGCCCAAAUAAACUCAGAACCAUGGCAGAAACUAAGGAAAAAUCUAAAAAGCUAUGGACGCAUGUCAAGGAAACAGUUAAUCUGGAUAAAUUAGACAAGAAAUCUGCCGAGUUUGGUGUUCGAGAUCAAAUCAACAGAAAGUUUUCCAGAAAGUUAUUCAAAUUCGAUGCAAAAAAACUGGAACUAUUGGAAAAUGGAGAAGAAUUACCAACUCAUAUGGAUCAAGAAAUUCCUCAAGAAUUAGUGGAUAUGGAAGAAAAGGAACCAAAAAGGAUGUUGAAUUCUUUUUUGGAGCUGAAAGGUUUUGACAUGGUCGAGGACACUCCAGUUGAAAUCUUGCAUGUUUUUUUGCUUGGUGCAGUAAAGUAUCUAUUCAGAGAUUUCAUGAAAGGAUUGAACGAACUUCAAAAAGACGACCUCUUGGCUUUAUGGAAUUCUUUCAACACAAAUUCUCUCAACAUUCCUUCUGUUAGACCCAAAAGCAUGGUACAAUAUGCAUCAAGUUUGAUUGGUAAAGACUUCCGAAUCAUUCUUCAAGCAGCCCCUUUCAUCUUCUUCCAGUUCAUGACUGAAUCCAAGAUCAAAAUCUGGUCUUCUCUCUGUCAUUUGGGCUCCUUAAUCUUCCAAACUCAUAUUGAAGAUAUGACAGAAUAUAUUUCUGAGUUGAGGAAUGCUAUUGAUAUAUUCUUAAGAAAUAUAAUUGAAGACUCUGCCCAAUGGAUCAAUCAAGCCAAAUUCCAUAUGUUACUUCAUCUUCCUGAAUCUAUCCUCCGUUUUGGUCCAGCUUGUCUUUUUGCCACUGAAAAGUUUGAAAGCUAUAAUGGUAUCCUUAGAAAUGCUUCAAUUCACUCCAACCGUCAAAGUCCUGGUCAAGAUAUAGCUAUCACAUUCAUCACAAAUAUCUUUUCACAGAAUCCCUUAAUACAGCAGACUUUGGGCUAUAAUCAAUCAGCAUCCCUUCCAAAUAAAAGUUAUCCUUGUAUCAAGAAGCUCUCGGUACCAGCAAUUCAUCAAGUAGAAACUCCUCAAGAAUUGAAGAGUCUAUAUCCUGACUUUGAAAUCAAGCAAAUCUCUGAACUGAACCUCAACAAGAAGCAAGUCCUCAAAAAAGACUACUUCAUUCUGGUAUUUCCUGAAGCCUUGUCAUCCUCUGUUUCCUUGGCUAAAUUCCAUCAUUUCUGA
Puccinia graminis f. sp. tritici CRL 75-36-700-3 is the source of this 2274-nucleotide messenger RNA. RefSeq lists its product as uncharacterized. The transcript is spliced from 7 exons. Lineage: Eukaryota; Fungi; Basidiomycota; Pucciniomycetes; Pucciniales; Pucciniaceae. Bases 1 to 2274 code for a protein of 757 amino acids. The record is from RefSeq and is a predicted model, not a curated record.